Clonostachys byssicola is the source of this 1335-nucleotide messenger RNA. The record is from the annotation of a GenBank genome assembly. Lineage: Eukaryota; Fungi; Ascomycota; Sordariomycetes; Hypocreales; Bionectriaceae.
AUGGCUUCAACCAUGACGGAUGCCAUGGUCCCUCGACGUCACCGCAAGGCCCAUCGGAAGUCUCGCCUCGGAUGUAAAAACUGCAAGCUUCGAAGUGUCAAGUGCGACGAAUCUAAGCCGGCUUGUAAGCGUUGCCAGGCAUCCGGGUUUUGCUGUGACUUCUCUAGCCAAGGACCCAUGCUGCAACUCCAGCAUGCGGGAGUCUACAAAUUCGAUCUUAGCCUGAGCUCACAGGGCCCGAGUCCCCGGUAUACCAUCCCCAUCGUUCUUCCUUGCUCCACCGCCUUUGGCGAGUAUGAGUUGAGGGCCGAGGACUUUGCCGCCCUGGACCGAUAUCGCAACCGAACUCUCAACCAUAUCGGGACAAAGGAGUCCCGGCCAUUAUUUAGUGACGAAAAUGGUGGUAUUGGGGUUUCGCAUCCAUUUCUUCUUCACAUGUUUAUUGCGCUUGCCUUCAUUCACGACUCCUGCUCCCCAUCCCCAUUUCCCUCAACAGAACAAGCCUUGAUGUCAUUCCACUGGUAUCAGGCUUCGGCAAUAUUCAGAAGGAUGCUCUCCCAAGGUCGAUUUGGCGUGACGGUGGUUGAACAUGACGCGCUUUGGGCCACAUCCGUGCUUCUCGGAGCUGCCUCAUUCGCGUAUCUCGGUACUCACGAUCCCAAAAAGACUUGGCCGUUCCGAGAUCCGGAUCCGUCCGACCUGGGCUGGAUCAAGAUGGGUGACGGGAAGAAAGCUGUCGGAGAAACCAUCGGGCCAGUUCAAGAGGGCACUGCCUUCCAGAAGUACAGGACAAACAUAUUAACUGAUUCACUUCCGAGAGGCGAUGCUCCGAUACCUUUAGAUGCUUUCCCGCAAUGCUUCUAUACUCUUUUUGACCAGUUCCCUUCGACGGACUCCGAGGCUGAUGUUUAUUUUCGACCGGCCUCAAUCCUCGCGGAGAUUCUACCCCACCCUUUUAUUCCGGGGAAACUUGGCCGCUUCAUUUCCUUCACUAUCGGCAUGGAAGAUAGCUAUAAAGACCUCCUUGCGCAAAAGGACCCUCGAGCCCUUCUUCUUCUCGUUUGGUACUAUGCAAAACUGGUCGAGUGUAAGAUAUGGUGGAUGCGUCAACGAGCCAUCAUAGAAGGGAUGUCGAUUUGUCUAUAUCUGGAAUCCAAGCAUCCGCACAAAUUAAUCCUUGAAGGCCUGGUAUGGCCAAAAACGGUGCUCUCGUCAGCGUACCAACAUAGUCUCGAUACCAAUGGGGGGUUGAACGAGAUGCCUCAACCUGAUAAGCAGAUAUCCGAAAAGGAUAUUCAGAAGGAAAAUGAGAAGCAAGUUAGGUUGGAAGUUUGA